UCCGAAAAUUUGAAUUUCUACCACUUCUACCACGCAAGCUUAAAAAUCUACCACUUUUUUCAACUUUUGAAGAAGUCAAUCUUUUUCACACACUAUUUUCCAAAAUAUUAUUAUAUGUUAUGAAUUACAAUAUUAUAUUAGAACUUUUAUUCUACUAAAAAAAGAAACAGGCUGGCAGCACUUUAAUAUAUCGUCAAAUACUUUGCGCAAUGAAUGAUGUUGGCAACAGUGACGUUUGACACAUAAUUUUGCGCCACUCAUUUAAUAUUGUUGCGUUUUCGUAUUUGUUGAAGAUGGAGAAAUUCCUAAAAAGAAUAUAUACUGCAGAAAACGUGCCUGCAACGACUGAGUCGUCAAAUAAUAAUAAGCCGACAAAAAAGAAAUCUAAGUACAAUCAAAAAUACAAGCAGGAAUGGGAAGAUGGUCGGGAAUGGCUAGAAAAUGCAGACUUUAAAGCAUUCUGUAAAUAUUGCAAAACGUUUCUUGCAAAUGAUGUAACAUUAUUAGACCGGCAUGCUAAUACUAAAAAGCAUAUGAACGCAGUGAACACAAAAGACCAGGCCCGGCUGAAGCAAAUCACCAUUUCGGAAAGUGUUGAAAAAAAUUCAGAAACUACACACCAAUCUAAGGAACUUGCGAUGGUUAUGUACUGUGUGCAACAUUCUCUGCCAUUUACGUUGAUGAAAUCUUAUGUGAAAUAUUAUAUUUAUGUUUGUUAUUAAAUAAAUAAAGCAUAUUUAAGUUUUACCCUAAAUCUACCACUUUUU
Anastrepha ludens (Mexican fruit fly) is the source of this 767-nucleotide messenger RNA. RefSeq lists its product as uncharacterized. The record is from RefSeq and is a predicted model, not a curated record. Bases 294 to 722 code for a protein of 142 amino acids. Lineage: Eukaryota; Metazoa; Arthropoda; Insecta; Diptera; Tephritidae. The transcript has 2 exons. Gene Ontology annotation, molecular function: zinc ion binding.